UGUAAGCCCAUCAGUUGCGUAGAGUCCGUCAUCGAGUCCACAGGAUACGAGCAACAUGGUGUUGAUGGACAAUGUGGCGGUGUACAGCGCGGAGCGUAAGUCUCGACUCUACAGUGAGUACAACAUGACCAGUCAAACUGUGGGGCAAGACGUACAAAUGUUGAAACAAUGGAUGGGAAAACAGCCUCACCUGCCGGACGUAUCGUCAUUAAAAAUGAUAGACAACUGGCUCGAAGGACUUCUCCUCCUUACCAAGAACUCCAUAGAGAGGGCGAAGGCCUACAUAGACUCAUACUUCUCCAUUAGAACAGCUGUACCAAACAUAUUCCACCAUAGAAGCUGUAAAGAUCUGGAGAUCAGGGAGAGCUACAAGCACGUCAAGCUGGCGCUUCUCCCCGGCCUAACGGAGGAGGGACACAGAGUGCUCCUCAUGAAGAUUGACUCCUCAGACCCUUCCCUGUUCAACCUGGAACCUCUGAUAAAGCGAUGUUCCAUGGCAGUAGACUUCUACCUCCAACACGGCGUCGACUUCACCGGACUCCACGUCGUCCACGACCUCCAGAAUCUUGCCCUCGGGCACGCCUCAAGAUUCAGUCUGCAGCUCAUGAAGAUCAUGAGUAUGGCAAUGAAAGCCUACCCUUGUAGGAUACCUAAGAUUACUCUGGUCAACACCCCGUACUUCGUAGACAAGAUGAUCGCUAUCUUCAGACCCUUCAUUUCACCGAAGCUGAUGGCCAGGGUAACCUCCUACAAGGACGCGUCCCAGCUGUUGGACAUUUUACCAGCUCGUCUCGUUCCCAAAGACUAUGGUGGAGAUGCUUCUAGCGUGGACGAUCUUAAUCAGUUUUGGAUGGACAAGUUCGAGCAGAGUGCGGAAUUCUUCGCGCUCUGUGAUUCGCUGAAGACAGACGAACGCAAGAGACUGGGCAAGAAGAAGUUUUCAGUGACAGACUUUGGGGAAAACGGAUCGUUCAGGCAGCUUACCGUCGAUUAGGAAUUCUGACCUUAUUUAUUGUAUAAUACCUUUUCUUUAUUAAAUAUAGUUAUAUGGUUA
Molecule: messenger RNA, 1054 nt
Organism: Macrosteles quadrilineatus (aster leafhopper)
Lineage: Eukaryota; Metazoa; Arthropoda; Insecta; Hemiptera; Cicadellidae
Product: retinol-binding protein pinta-like
Exons: 7
Coding region: 56-994 (312 amino acids)
Cellular component (GO): membrane
Molecular function (GO): phosphatidylinositol bisphosphate binding
Source: RefSeq, a predicted model, not a curated record